AUGGCUCUCCAGGACCAGGGGGGUUGUCCAGAAAGCCUGCAGGAUUGUGGCUCUCCAGGACCAGGGGGGUUGUCCAGAAAGCCUGCAGGAUUGUGGCUCUCCAGGACCAGGGUUGUCCAGAAAGCCUGCGGGAUUGUGGCUUUCCAGGACCAGGAAAUCACCCAGAGAGAUGCCUCACGCUGGGAGCUUAAUAGAGGCAGCAAACUGGCUCUGCGGGCACGGCAGCAUGGCGGCACGGUGCAGAUUGCCAGCUCUCACUAUUGCGGCUGGUGCAUCGCAAGAGCCUGGGGUGGGCGCGGGGUUACCACUCUGAACAGCCUGGUCUCAAAAGCUCUUUCAAUAAACGUCAAGAGGUUCAGAAAUGAGCAGCUGCAAGUGGCUCCCGUACCAAGAACAGAGACAGUGAAGUGGAAGAGGACGUGUCACAAACUGCAGGCAGGAACGAUGCUGAUCCUGAGUCCCAGGAAUCAUCCUCUUGAGAGGCUGAAGAUGCCCACCCUGAAUCUGCUGUGGUUUCUCACUCCACCUCGAAGGGAAGAGGUGGAAAAAGCAGACUCUCCCCACCGGCCCGUUGCUUCUCAAGUCAAACGAUGGAAAUAUAACAAGGGCAGCAUCUCCACGUUUGAGGCUUCUCUCUGUUGGCUGUCAGAAGAACUCCUGGAGAUACCCACAAUGCCCUUCAGUAGCACCCAGCCUAAUCCUUCCCUCAACUUUGAGGACCCCGCCUCCUGCAAGGCCAGCCAAUCACAAGACUCUCCUCAGGGUUCCUCGCUGGCCUGUGAUGACCCAGAGGCUCCCACACCCCCAGAGGAGGACCCCUGGGCGAUGCCGGAGCUCCAACAAACAGGACCAUCCUGGGGAGAGCUGAACUGCGCUGGGAAGCUGCGUCGCGUCUUCAUGGGCACCCUGAAGGGGGUGCUGCUCUUGGGGUUCCUCUACUUCUUCAUCUGUUCCCUGGACGUGCUCAGCUCCGCCUUCCAGCUGGUGGGAGGCAAGGUGGCAGGGGAUAUCUUCAGUGACAAUGCAGUGCUGUCGAACCCGGUGGCUGGGCUGGUGAUUGGAGUGCUGCUCACAGUCCUGGUACAGAGCUCCAGCACCUCCUCCUCCAUCGUCGUGAGCAUGGUGUCUUCUGGGAUGUUGACUGUCAGAGCCUCCAUUCCCAUCAUCAUGGGCGUCAAUGUGGGCACCUCGGUCACGAGCACCCUGGUCUCGCUGGCACAGUCCGGAGAUCGCAACGAGUUCCGCAGAGCCUUUGGAGGUUCGGCCGUCCAUGGGAUUUUCAACUGGCUGACCGUCAUCGUGGUCCUGCCAAUCGAAAUCAUCAGCGGCUACUUGUUCUACCUGACCAAUGCCAUCAUCAGCAGCUUCAACAUCCAAUCAGGGAAGGAUGCGCCCGAAAUCCUGAAGGUCCUGACUGAGCCCCUGACUCUGCUGGUCAUCCAGUUAGAAUGGUGUCUCAUUGGGGAUUUUAAGGGUCAUGGGUUGAGCUGUGUUGUUUGCUUUCUCUUGCAGCUGGACAAGAGCGUCAUUUCGUGCAUCUCCACAGGAGACCCUGAGUGCAAGAACAAGAGCCUGAUCCUCAACUGGUGCAAAUUCCAGGAGACAAUGGUACGUACCUGCCUGCUGAAACCAAGGGCGUGGAGUGUGUGCACCCUUGCUGACGGGCUGUCCUGCGUUGUGCUUCUUGUCGUGCAGGUUCUGAAGAACGUCUCGGUGACUAACAUGACUGAGUGUGACAGCUACCAGUGCUUCACCACGGAGAACGAGACCCUGGUGCUGAAAAAUGUCUCAGAGAAAGUCAACCUGCAGCUUUGUCACCAUGUCUUUGUGAACACCCCCCUCUCUGACCUCGCGGUGGGAUUCAUCCUGCUCUUCGGCUCCCUGCUGGUCCUGUGCACCUGCCUGGUGCUCAUCGUCAAGCUGCUGAACUCCGUCCUGCAGGGGCAGAUCGCCCAGGUCAUCAAGAAGGUGCUAAAUUCAGACCUGCCAUACCCCUUUGGCUGGGUGAAUGGCUACCUGGCCAUCCUGGUUGGUGCGGUGAUGACCUUCAUCGUCCAGAGCAGCUCCGUGUUCACCUCUGCCAUCACCCCGCUCAUAGGAAUGGGAGUGAUCAGUCUGGAGCGCGCUUACCCGCUGUGCCUGGGUUCCAAUAUCGGGACCACGACCACUGCCCUGCUGGCAGCUCUCGCCAGCCCAGGAGAGUCGCUUGGGAACGCUUUGCAGGUGGCUCUGACCCACCUCUUCUUCAACAUGUCUGGGACCCUGCUGUGGUAUGUGGUGCCUGUGCUAAGGCUGCCCAUCCCAAUAGCCAGAGUCUUCGGUGACAUCACGGCGAAGUACCGCUGGUUCGCUGGGCUCUACGUGCUCCUCAGCUUCUUCCUCCUGCCCCUCUUCGUGUUCGGGCUGUCUCUGGCGGGCUGGCCGGUGCUGCUCGGGGUGGGGGGUCCCAUCCUGCUCCUCGUUGUCUUCGCUAUAGUGGUGACCUUCAGCCAGCGCCGCUGCCCCCAGUGUCUGCCCUCCAGCCUCCGCACAUGGGACUUCCUACCCAGCUGGGCUCACUCCUUAGAACCCUGGGACCGCCUGCUCUCCUCCUGCUGCGGGUUCUGCUGCCGGUGCCAAUGCUGUCGCCAGGGGCAACAGAGCGCCAAAGAGCUGCAGGUGUAUGAUAACCCAACAGUCUUGCACUUGGUGGAGCUGUAAGAGAAACUCAACGGCUCCCUCCAGAGGAA
Molecule: messenger RNA, 2729 nt
Organism: Polyodon spathula (Mississippi paddlefish)
Lineage: Eukaryota; Metazoa; Chordata; Actinopteri; Acipenseriformes; Polyodontidae
Product: sodium-dependent phosphate transport protein 2C-like
Exons: 15
Coding region: 1-2700 (899 amino acids)
Biological process (GO): intracellular phosphate ion homeostasis; sodium-dependent phosphate transport
Cellular component (GO): brush border; vesicle; apical plasma membrane
Molecular function (GO): sodium:phosphate symporter activity
Source: RefSeq, a predicted model, not a curated record